GCGUCAACAUCUGAGCUUUUGAGAUGUUUGGGUGACUUCCUUGCAAACAAAUGCCAUAAACUGAAGAACUUUCAGUCCGGAGAUGCAGUUAUAUGGCUGAGGGCUGUUGACAGAUCGCUACUGUUGCAGGGAUGGCAGGACAUUGCAUUCAUAAACCCGGCAAACGUUGUGUUUCUAUAUAUGCUUUUACGGGAACUGAUUCAGGAAGACGUGGAGAGCGAGAAGGAGUUGCAGGCAGUGGUUCUCACCUGUCUUUACCUCAGCUACGCUUAUAUGGGAAACGAGAUCUCGUAUCCAUUAAAGCCAUUUCUGGUGGAGAACGAGAGUCGUGACAAGUUCUGGAAGCGAUCCCUUUUCAUCAUCAAUUUGCUCAGUAGUAAAAUGUUGCGAAUCAAUAGCGAACCGGCCUUUUUCACCGAGAUCUUCACCGAACUCAAGGCCUGUCAAACACUACCACCCGUUUCCGGUUAA
Oppiella nova is the source of this 471-nucleotide messenger RNA. The record is from the annotation of a GenBank genome assembly. Lineage: Eukaryota; Metazoa; Arthropoda; Arachnida; Sarcoptiformes; Oppiidae.